UUCAUGUUGCCUCUUCCGACCCUCUGCCUCAUCUCUCCAUUAAAGACACCCCCAUUGAGACUUCAUCUGCACAUUAUAUAUUACAGCAGUACACUGCUGCUUCUGGAGGGCAAAAGCUUCAAAACUCUAUUCAAAAUGCCUAUGCCAUGGGAAAGGUGAGGAUGGUAGCUUCUGAGUUUGAAACUGCUAACAGAGUUAUCAGGAGCCGUAACUCCUCGAAAGAUGCCGAGUCGGGUGGGUUUGUCUUGUGGCAAAUGAAUCCAGACAUGUGGUAUGUAGAGCUUGCGCUUGGUGGCAGCAAGGUUCAUGCUGGGUGCAAUGGGAGGCUUGUUUGGAGGCACACGCCAUGGCUUGGUGCACAUUGUGCUAAAGGACCCGUUAGACCCUUACGCCGUGCACUUCAGGGGCUUGAUCCUAAAACAACUGCAAGCAUGUUUACCAACGCAAGAUGCACUGGGGAAAAGAAGAUAAACGAUGAGGAUUGCUUCAUCCUCAAGCUCUGUGCAGAUCCUGUAACAUUGAAGGCCAGGAGUGAAGGGCCAGCUGAGAUCAUAAGACACGUUUUAUUUGGUUAUUUCAGUCAGAAAACGGGGCUCCUGGUGCACUUGGAAGACUCUCACUUGACCCGCAUACAAAACAAUGGAGGUGAUGCAGUUUACUGGGAGACCACAAUCAAUUCAUUUCUCGACGAUUACCGACCCAUUGAGGGGAUUAUGAUUGCGCACUCGGGACGUUCGGUAGUAACCCUCUUCAGAUUUGGAGAUACUGCUAUGAGCCACACCAAGACCAGGAUGGAAGAAGCAUGGACAAUUGAAGAAGUAGCAUUCAAUGUCCCUGGUUUAUCUGUAGACUGCUUCAUUCCUCCUGCUGAACUAAGAUUUGCCUCAAUGAGUGAAACUUGUGAGCUCCCUCAGGGUCAGAUCAUUGAUAAUGCUGUUGCAGCACAAGCAUAUCAUACUACUAAAGUCGCUGCUCUCGACAAGUUCAACGACAGUAAUGUCAUCUGGAAUACAGACGCUUAAGGGGAUGACGUGAAGAGUGACAGACAGACAGUAGUAAGUUAUUGUACUGAUAGCAAGCUAGAUGCCUAGAUCUCCUUGAGAUAAUUAAUAGCACAUAUAGGAACUGGGACCAAUACUCUUUUAAAUUUGUAAAUAGAGCAUUGUCAUUCAUAAAAUUUUCCCCUGUUCCUUGGUAAA
Momordica charantia (bitter melon) is the source of this 1199-nucleotide messenger RNA. RefSeq lists its product as uncharacterized. The record is from RefSeq and is a predicted model, not a curated record. NCBI's taxonomy places the organism in Eukaryota, Viridiplantae, Streptophyta, Magnoliopsida, Cucurbitales, Cucurbitaceae.